AUGAGGGCAACUGACACCGCUCUAGCCCGAUUCUAUGCUCAGCCAAAAAUCCAUAAAGCAAAUGUCCCACUUCGGCCAAUCGUUGCCCUAAAAGGCAGCCCCACCUACAAUUUGGCAAAGUGGAUGUACUCAAAACUGAAGUUCCUCCAAGGCAAUUCGACUGCCUCAGUUCGAUCAGCCUCUCAAUUCCUCAUAGACCUCAGAGGUCGGAGAAUUCAAUCGGACGAAAUCAUGGUCUCCUUCGAUGUGACGUCGUUAUUCACAUCUAUCCCACCAAACGUGGCCCGCGAAGUCUUGCGCAAGAGACUUGAAGAGGCGUACGAUGAGACUCAGAAUGCCCUCAAAAUUGAACACCUCAUGAGGCUGUUUGAAUUCUGCCAACAAACUUUCUUCACUUUUGCGGUAGAGACCUAUGAACAAAUCAAGGGAACCCCAAUGGGCUCACCGGUCUCCGGUUUGGUGGCAGAACUGGUCCUACAGGAGUUGGAAAAGAUUGCCUUCCUCCAACAUGAACCGGUGUUUUGGCGACGUUACGUUGACGACACGUUCGUCAUCGUAAAGAAGGACAUGCUGCAACAUUUUCACUGCCUGCUCAACGCAGUCUUCCCGGAUAUAAAAUUCACGAGAGAAGAAGAACAGGAGCAGCAGUUGCCCUUUCUGGAUGUGCUCGUCAGACGAAACCUUAACGGUGAACUUGAAACGACGGUUUAUAGGAAGGCAACGAACACCACACAGCUUCUCAGUUUUCACAGCAACCAUCCGGUGGUUCACAAACGAAGCUGUGUGAAGACGCUCUUCAAACGGAUACACACUCAUUGCAGCAAACUGGAAGAUAGAGCGCGUGAUGCCCGUUAUCUCCGCGACCAGUUUGUGCAAAAUGGCUAUCCGAGGGCAUUCAUAAGUCGCUGCCUACGCGGUCGCCACCAGAGAACUCAAACAUCAAAGCCACCGACGAUAUGGCAUUCUCUGCCAUACAUCAAGGGUGUUUCAGAAGCGACCGAGCGCAUUGCUGCGGAGCUAGGGGUUGGAAUCGCACACCGCCCCAAAGCCACCAUGCGCAACAGGGUCAUGAAGAUCAAAGACCGGUUAAGGCUUGAAGACCAAUCUGGAGUAGUGUAUCGCAUUCCGUGUCAAAAUUGUCCUUGUAAUUACACAGGACAGACUGGACGCAUGCUCGGAUCGCGCAUACAUGAACAUAAGCUGGCUGUGCGGCGAGGCGACGCAUUAUCACAAGUGGCCGCCCACAACUACGAACUAGGUCACGAGUUUAACUUCGCAGCCACCAAAAUAGUUGCCCACGCCGGAAACAAAACAGGCCGAGAAUUGAUUGAAGCUUGGGCCUCGGAUGAGAACUCGGUCAAUCGAUUUAUCGAUCUGGCGCCGGCGUACAGAGCCCUUCGUAGUCACCUCCAGUCGUGCGACGUCGGUCGAUGA
Spirometra erinaceieuropaei is the source of this 1434-nucleotide messenger RNA. The record is from the annotation of a GenBank genome assembly. Lineage: Eukaryota; Metazoa; Platyhelminthes; Cestoda; Diphyllobothriidea; Diphyllobothriidae.